Aspergillus mulundensis is the source of this 657-nucleotide messenger RNA. Its product is annotated as sugar O-acetyltransferase. Bases 1 to 657 code for a protein of 218 amino acids. NCBI's taxonomy places the organism in Eukaryota, Fungi, Ascomycota, Eurotiomycetes, Eurotiales, Aspergillaceae. The transcript is spliced from 3 exons. The record is from RefSeq and is a predicted model, not a curated record. Gene Ontology annotation, molecular function: acetyltransferase activity.
AUGGCUACCUCCAAAGAAUGGCAAAAGAUGCUGAACGGCGAGCUCUACUGGGCCUGGGACGCCGACCUACAAGCGAACCGCGAUCGCUGCAGGGAAGCAUGCAAACGGUUCAACGAAGCCGGCCAAGUCUCUCGACGGCGGCGAGUCGAGCUGUGGAGAGAUAUAAUCGGCGACACUCGACCCCUCCCACCAGUGAAUCCCGACCCAGAAGCAGACGCAAAGCAGUUCGACGCGACAGACCCAGUCGUCGAUCCCCCGUUCUCAGUCGACCACGGCAUCAAUCUCAAAGUCAAGCCGGGCAGUUUCAUCAACUUCGACACGACCAUUCUCGAUACGUGCCUGAUAACCAUCGGCGAACGCGUCCUAUUCGGUCCGCACAUUCGUAUUUAUGGCGCCACGCACCCGAUGGAUCCCGCUGUGCGGCGGGGACUAGAGGGCCCCGAGGCCGGGAAGGAGGUGCAUAUUGAGGACGAUGUGUGGAUAGGGGGCAGUGCGAUGAUUCUUGCGGGGGUGCGGAUUGGGAGGGGGAGUACGGUGGGAGCGGGGUCCGUUGUUACGAAGGAUGUCCCGCCCUUCCACUUCGUUGCUGGCAAUCCGGCACGAGUCAUCCGGAAGAUCGAGACCAGUAUGGAUCCGACGCAGAGCACUGAGGCUUAG